Molecule: messenger RNA, 992 nt
Organism: Leptomonas pyrrhocoris
Lineage: Eukaryota; Euglenozoa; Kinetoplastea; Trypanosomatida; Trypanosomatidae
Exons: 1
Coding region: 453-992 (179 amino acids)
Source: RefSeq, a predicted model, not a curated record
GAGUGUGCCAACCCGCUCACUCUCGUCUCUUUUAAAGCAACACCUCUUUACUGUGCUUCUCUCAUCCGAUACACACAAGAUAACAGCACCGUAAAAGGUAUGCUGUGGCGAGCAGUGGACUUCCCACCCCUCCCUUUCGCUCGACUGUUCAUUGUUGCUUCAAUUGAUUCGCACCAGGAGAAUUGAAGGUUGCGAACUCGCUCACUGCUCUCUAAGGCAAUCAAGCCAUCAAUCCCAAAUUAAAAAACCAUAUAUAUAAGUUUAAAAUGAGAAUCGACAGCACAAGUGAGUAAGUCCGUCUCAGCAAUAUUUCAACUUCCAUUUUUCAUCGCAAAAGCGGUUUUCGCACACCGACUGUGUUGUUCCUGCUCUAUUCACCGCCUCUGUUUUUGGAAGCACGUAACUUACAAAGCAGCUGCCCUCUUCAUUUCUGCGGUUGUUGCGCUUCAAACAUGGGACGCUUCCACUUGUGGCGCCGCUCAAUACGGUCGAGGAACGGCACGAGAGCUGCGUCCUCCACUGCCCGCUCUUCCACUGUCACCACCGCUGUUCUCGCCACCCCGACGACCACCGCACCGCGUCACCUCCCUGCAGCAAUCCCGUGCUACAACUACUACGAGCUCUUCCCCGAAGACGCCGGCCCGCUCGGCCACGUCGUGAUUCAUGACAGCGAGGACAUGCGCGUGUGGCGGCUGGUGGCGACGCCCAUCUCUGCCGCCGACGCCGUAGCGAAAGGCGGUUGUCUGCAGUACGUCGACGACAGCGGUGAGGUGGACCCGCAGUACUACGAGUUUGCGCAGGAUGCGGAAGAGAUUUACGGCAGUGCGUCGUAUCAGAGAAUGCUGGUGCCGCCGCUGCUGCCCGGGUCGCCGGUGACGAGCGACUACGUUGCGGCGAUGCAGUUUCCCACGGCGAAGCACGUGGACGUGGGCACGUCGUACGGCGCUCUGUCCGAUGAAGCGUUGACGGAAGUCCAGACGUGUGCUGUGUGA